UGGAAAAAGGAAAUACAAGUGGAAACUCAGUGAUAAAUAUAAUUUUAUAACGCUUGCAAUGUUUAAUAUCUCUGUUGUAUAAAAUAGUAAUACUGUUAAGUAUAUUUUUUUAGUGAAAUACUAAAUAAUGUUGCCACUUUUACCUAAUAUUUAUGUUUUAGCCUAUAAAAGCGCGAAAGUACUGUUAUUCGGUCACUCCGUCCGGGAAUACCAUGGUUGGCGAAUGCGUUAAAGGUGUUUAUUCCGUUUGGCGAUGAGACAGAGUUUAGUCGCUAAUGUUUUAUCAAAACUGAUGUGUUCGGCAAAAGCAAGAAAGCCUGGCCAUAGGGCAGUGUGUUACGAAGAUGCUGUUUCCACUCUGAAUAGUCUCCAGUCUAAUGCAGCAGCUAUCGAAAAGGCUCGCAAAGAAAGAGAUACACGAUGCAAGCAGAACAUACCGUGCAUGAUCGAAUUUAUCAGGCGGAGUGGUCUUACGCUGGAAGAUGUUGAUAUGCUGCCUGUGAUUCACAUCAGUGGCACAAAGGGCAAGGGGUCAACAUCGGCGUUUUGUGAGAGCAUCCUCCGACACAGUGGGUACAAGACGGGCUUCUUCAGCUCUCCCCACCUGGUCAAGGUGACCGAACGGUUUCGGAUCAAUGGCCAGCCUAUGUCAGACAGUGAAUUCUGCUCGUACUUCUUCGACGUCUAUAAUAAACUUGAGUCAACAAAGAAUGACAUGCAAGGUAGAGAGAUGCCAGGCUACUUUGGCUUUCUCACUGUCCUGGCUUUCAAUGUGUUCAUUAAAGAAAACGUGGAUGUCGCAGUUAUAGAAGUGGGUAUUGGCGGACAGUAUGACAGUACUAACUUUAUCCGGUCUCCGGUGGUGUGCGGAGUUACUUCCCUUGGCAUAGACCAUGUUGCCCUGUUGGGAAACACUAUAGACAAGAUAGCGUGGAAUAAAGCUGGGAUUUUUAAGAAGGGAGUUCCAGCCCUGACUGUUGAUCAGCCACCAGAAGCCGAGGAGGUUCUUUUGCAGCGAUCACAGCAAAUUGGGGCGCCACUGUACCAUGUUCCGACACUAGAACAGUUCCACGGCGCGGGCCAGCAGCUACAGCUGGGCAUUGAUGGGAGCAUGCAGUAUGUGAACGCAGGACUCGCUCUCCAGCUGUGUCGCGUCUUCGUUGACAGAACCAACAAAGUACAUCAGUAUGCGUUUGAUGUAUCGUCUGUCCCCGGUGUCAAGGAUAUCCCUACCUUACCUGUGUAUCGGGUCAAUCCAGACAUAGUUGAAGGUCUUGCGAACUGUUCGUGGCCCGGCAGAAAUCAGACGAUCCGUCAUCAUGGACUGACGUAUUACCUCGAUGGGGCUCACACUAAGGAGAGCAUGCAGCAAUGCGUAGAAUGGUUCUGUGACAAAUCUAAGAAGGAGGCGGCCACAAUUAAAGGUCGUGUCUGCAAGGUUCUUAUAUUUAACGCUACCGGUGAUAGAAAUAUUUCUUGUCUUCUGUCAAUACUAAAGACUGUUCGUUUCAAUGGAGUUGUCUUCUGUCCUAAUUUGGCAUUCAGUGGUCCAACCAGCAACACACCUGAUCAAAGCAGUGUGCUUGCUACCAAGGAAAGACAACUGGAGACCAGCAAGAAAAACAAGAAAAUAUGGGACGGCCUGUGCGAAAACUGCUCAAAUGAAGACUGCGUCAGUAACGGUCACUGUUCUUCUGUACUGACCAACGGCUUGGCCAGCAGCCCAGCCCCAUCCAUCAAUGGUAGUACCGACACCACAGUACGCACGAUAGACAGGCUACCAUCGGACCGUGGCAUGGAGAUGUCCGAUUUGAGAAUGAAUAACAAGGUGCGGACCAGUGACGAAUCGUUCUCGUAUGCCUUUCCCUGCAUUUUGCAGGCACUGAACUGGACGACACAAGGUCGUGACCCAAAUCUCAGCGGUGAUGCAGACAUUGAUAUUUACAACAUUCCUGAGACACUUCAAAGUGCAGCUCAUAUUCAAGUGCUUGUGACGGGCAGCCUUCACCUUGUUGGUGGAGUUCUUGGUCUAGUCUCGCCAAAUUUGUCUGAUUAAAUUUUAUAUUUUUUUAAUUUUUAUAAACUUUUAUAAAUGUA
Messenger RNA from Gigantopelta aegis, 2097 nucleotides. Its product is annotated as folylpolyglutamate synthase, mitochondrial-like. Gene Ontology annotation, molecular function: ATP binding; tetrahydrofolylpolyglutamate synthase activity. Gene Ontology annotation, biological process: tetrahydrofolylpolyglutamate biosynthetic process. The coding region runs from base 254 to 2056 and encodes 600 amino acids. The transcript has 13 exons. Lineage: Eukaryota; Metazoa; Mollusca; Gastropoda; Neomphalida; Peltospiridae. The record is from RefSeq and is a predicted model, not a curated record. Gene Ontology annotation, cellular component: cytosol; cytoplasm; mitochondrion.